AUGGCGGUGCCCUCAGUCCAUGAGUUUCACUGGCAGAACCUCGCACGACUGCCCAGCGGCCGCGUCUACCACACUCUAUCUGAGGUGGGGGGGCAGAUGUACAUGCUGGGGGGCUGCGACGCUGCGGGGAGGCCAUGCCCCGGCCUGGAGCUCUAUUCUCCUGAGGGGGACCGCUGGGUGAGUUUGCCCCCAAUGCCCACCCCUCGUGCUGGGGCAGCUGUGGCAGUCCUUGGAAAGCAGAUCCUGGUGGUGGGAGGAGUGGGUGAGGACCAGAGCCCCCUAAAGGUGGUGGAGAUGUACAACAUAGAGGAGGGGAGGUGGAGGAAGAGGAGCGCUCUGCGCGAGGCCCUCAUGGGUAUUUCCAUCACCGUAAAAGAUGGUCGGGCUCUGGCCGUCGGGGGAAUGGGUGCUGACUUGCUCCCUCGUAGCAUCCUGCAGCAGUAUGACCUGCGGAAGGACGUGUGGGCACUACUUCCUCCAAUGUUGACCCCACGCUACGAUGCCAACACACAUCUGCUGGGCAACAAACUCUACGUGGCAGGUGGCCGUCAGUGUAAGAGACCAGUCAAAGCCUUUGAGGUGUAUGAUGCAGAGACACGCUCUUGGACAACGCUGCCCCUGAUGCCCUGUAAACGGUCCUAUGGUGGUGUGAUAUGGGACACAGCCGGGAGGCUCUGUCUGCUUGGAGGACUGCGUCAAGGAGGAGGACACCAGAGCUCCAAGUUCACCAAGAAUGUUAACAUUUUCGACACUAACCAAGGUGUGUGGUUGAAGUCGGAGGAGACGGUGGCACUGAAAACAAAGAGGGCUGACUUUGCUGCUGCGUUCCUGCGCGGCCGGAUGGUCGUAGCAGGAGGACUUGGUCAUGAACCCUCGGCUCUGGACACAGUGGAGGCCUUUGAUCCUCAGAGGAAGAAGUGGGAGAGGUUGGCACCUAUGAGCUUCCCAAGAUGCUCCGCCUCCUCCAUUGUCAUCAGAGACCGCCUCCUGGUGGUGGGGGGAGUCAACCAGGUUCCCAGCUCAGCCCACGAGAUCCUCUAUGUGAAAGAAGAAGAGUGUGUGUAGCCUAUAGACUGAGACUGACCCCAAAUCAGAUUCCAGCAACCCUCCUGAAUCCGACUGUAGUGCAGUGUGUACGAAGCUUUGAGAACACUGAGGCAGAUGGAGUCGUGACGUGUGCAACAGAUAACACUUCCCCCUGUUGGACUGCACUGACACUGAGACCCAUAUGGAAGCACACAAUGGAGAAGCUGGCUCUUUCUUCACCCCAACUCAUGUCUCCUGAUACUUUCAGUAUGUGACACUUCUGCGUUGUACGUUGUUGUGCAUACUUUGGGUAAGAGAACAUUUUGUAGCGAACAUGUCUAGUACUAUAGACUGAGAAUACAUGGAAGACCUGUGUUUUUGGGGUACAUGCAUUUCAUGUUUGUUAAAAUGUGUUUAUUUGUGAUCAGCUUGCUAACAACUGAGCAUAUGUAGACAGUGUGAUUUCCAUAUAAGAUUUUUAUCUAGUUUGAUGAAACAUGCAAUAUUAUAUAAAGAAAGUCAUUACAAAAGAGGGAGGUUUAUUUAUAAAACUGUACAGUAACAACAUUUGCACUGAAGCAUCAACAGUGAGUGGAGGUUGAUUCUAAUAUCAAUAAUUUCUGGUCUAGUGUAUUGUAGUUAUUACACUGCGAAUGCUGUACUACCACUUAUCUGUGCUGUAACAGUGCACAUUUGUGAUUUUUACCAUAGAUCUGUUUAAAUGAACUGCAUAUAUGAAGAGAUUAGAUGUAUGAAAUGA
This is a messenger RNA of Paralichthys olivaceus (Japanese flounder), 1786 nucleotides long. It is a transcript of the gene klhdc8a, whose product is annotated as kelch domain containing 8A. NCBI's taxonomy places the organism in Eukaryota, Metazoa, Chordata, Actinopteri, Pleuronectiformes, Paralichthyidae. The record is from RefSeq and is a predicted model, not a curated record. Gene Ontology annotation, molecular function: protein binding.